Messenger RNA from Aplysia californica (California sea hare), 9299 nucleotides. Its product is annotated as disco-interacting protein 2. The record is from RefSeq and is a predicted model, not a curated record. Lineage: Eukaryota; Metazoa; Mollusca; Gastropoda; Aplysiida; Aplysiidae.
CUCACAGAGCUGCGAAGUCUUUCUCGUUGAGUCUCGCGAUUCCUAGGUGUGGUGAAAAAGCACAAAAUGGCGACUCUGUUGAUCGAUUGAUCAAAAUGUAACAAGCUCUUUUGGGAUUGUUUAUUGUGGAUUUAUCUUUGCAACAUGGGUGACACAGAUAUUGAUGUUUCUAGACUUCCUGAUGAUAUCAGAGAACGCUUGGCUGAACUGGACCUCGAGCUGUCGGAAGAAAUCCGCACAGAGGCCGUGAUGCAGGCGCUGGCUAUGCAGAACCGCAAGGUUCCCGUGAUGCCACUGCCAUCCAAGCGCACAUCGGUCAACUACCAGGGCCAGCAGAGGAGGGACAGGCAAGACUCGUCCUCGGAUGAUGACAGCAUAUUUGAUGAGGAGCAGCUGCGUAACUUCCAGCGCGGUGGCCACGCCCGGGACUCUGGGGCCAGCUCCAGCUCUUACUCCGACCAGGGAGCCUCUCCUUACCACGGGGGAGGGGGCAGUGGCGGUGCGGGAGAGAGGCCGCGGAGUGCACAGUUUUCUAACUACGUGAUCCCGGGCAACACAGCUAGACACGCCCUGGCGGAUGUGAUGCAAAAUGCUAGACAUUCCCACCAUAUAUCACCUCAACCCCCUGACGUGACCAAUAAUGCCAAGAGCACCAGGCAGGCUGACAGAGUGGGCCGCUACAACCAGUCGUCUGUUCGCAUGAAUGCAUCUGGAAAUGUCACUGGGAUGCAAGAAGAAGAUGCUCCUGCACACGGUAAAGUGUCUGCCAAAAUACAACAACUAUUGAACACAUUAAAAAGACCCAAGCGAAAGCCAUUAAGAGAAUAUUUUGUGGAUGAGGAGGAGGCUACACUUGAAACACCAGUGUCAGAUCCCAACGCUCCCAAGCCAGAGGGGAAAGAGCUCAUACCCCAACCUGGAGACCCUCUAGUGGUUCCGUCUGGCUUGCCACGCAACCUUGAGGCAGCUCUCCAACGGUAUGGGUCGUCAACAUACAAGGCUAAUGCCAUCACUGUCCUAGAUGCCAACGGGAAGCCAUCGUACAACCUCACGUAUGGCAAACUGCUCAGUCGCACGCAGAAAAUUGCGUACAGUUUGCUGUGCAAGGUUGGCCAGAAAGGAGAGCCCAUCAGACAGGGUGACCGAGUUGCUCUGGUGUACCCCAACAAUGACCCCAUCUCCUUCAUUUGCGCCUUCUAUGGCUGCAUCACGGCUGGCGUGGUGCCUGUGCCAGUGGAGGUGCCGCUCUCUAAGAGAGUCGGGGGAUCCAACGAUGCUGGAGGACAAGGGGUGGGUUUUUUACUUGGCAGUCUUAAUGUGUGCUGGGCCCUCACCUCGGAGAACUGCUACAAAGGACUGCCUAAGUCUUCAAACGGGGAAGUCGUCACUUUCAAAGGUUGGCCAAGGCUUAACUGGUUCAUCACUGAAAACUUGAGCAAACCGUCAAAGGACUGGCAACCUCCCCUGAGAGCAAAUGAUGACGUGCCAGCUUAUGUAGAGCAGUACGCACUCAACAAAGAUGGCAGCACAGUCGGGGUGACGAUAACGAGAAAUACGAUGCUGUGUCAUUGCCGCACACUAACAGUGGCUGCUAACUACACGGAGGGUGAAGUGAUGGUCUGUGUUUUGGACUUCAAAAGAGAAGUUGGGAUGUGGCAUGGUAUUUUAUGUAGUGUUUUCAAUGGGAUGCACGUGAUAUUUAUUCCUUACUCGCUCAUGAAGGUGGACCCAGCGUCCUGGAUGAAAAUGGUCACCAAAUACAAAGCGACGGUGGCUGUGGUCAAGUCUCGGGACAUGCACUGGGGACUGCUGGCACAGAAGGACCACAAGGACAUCAACUUCAGCUCGCUACGCUUGUUGCUCAUUGCUGACGGUGCUAAUCCUUGGUCUCUCACAUCUUGUGAUUCAUUCCUAAGUGCUUUCCAGAGCAAAGGCCUUAGGCCUGAGGCUAUAUGUCCUUGUGCAAGCUCUUCAGAAGCUCUUACUGUCUCCAUCAGAAGGCCUGGCCGGACAAGCUCCAGUGCCACUGGCCGAGGCAUCCUAUCUAUGCAGGGUCUGAGUUUUGGUGUGGUGCGUGUCGACAGUGAAAACAGUCUGACCUCCCUCACACUACAGGACUGUGGUCAGGUCAUGCCUGGAGCCACUAUGGUAGUGAUCAAGCUUGAGGGUCCGCCCCAGCUGUGCAAGGCUGAUGAAGUGGGUGAGCUGUGCGUCAGUGCUGGCUACACAGGCUCCAGCUACUGGGGUCUACAAGGCAUCACUCAAGCCACCUUCCAGGUCCAACCGGUGCAAGAGGAUGGAACUGUUCAGACAGACAGGACCUAUGUGAGGACAGGCUUGAUAGGAUUCCUUGGACCGGGUGGUCUGGUGUUUGUGUGUGGCAGCAAGGAGGGUCUGAUGCAGGUGUCAGGACGGAAGCACAACACUGACGACAUCAUUGCCACAGUGUUGGCUGUGGAGCCCAUGAAGUUUAUCUACAGGGGCAGAAUUGCUGUUUUCUCCAUCAGAGUUUUGAAAGAUGAGAGGAUUGUCAUAAUAGCUGAGCAACGGCCAGAUUGCACAGAAGAAGAGAGUUUCCAGUGGAUGAGCCGAGUGCUCCAAGCUGUGGACAGCAUACACCAGGUUGGGGUUUUCUGCCUGGCUCUGGUGCCACCCAACUACUUGCCAAAGACUCCACUGGGAGGCAUCCACCUUCACGAUACAAAGAAGAAGUUCCUUGAGGGCUCUCUGCACCCAGCCAAUGUGCUCAUGUGCCCUCACACCUGUGUCACGAACAUGCCCAAGCCGAGAGAGGUUCAUCCAGACGUGAAACCAUCAGCUGUCCAUGUUGGCAACAUUGUCCAGGGAGCUCGUAUGGCUUGGGCCCAAGGUCGGGACCUUGGUAUUUCGGAGGAAGAUGCGGACACAUCCAGGAAGCACCAGUUCCUCACAGAGAUUCUGCGCUGGCGCGCCUUGACUACACCAGACCAUGUUUUGUACACAAUGCUCAAUUCUAGAAAUCAACCAUCUGCCACGUACAGUUGCUCACAGCUCCACAAGCGUGCAGAGAAAAUCGGCUGUUUACUAAUGGAGAAAGGAAAGUUGAAUACAGGGGACCAUGUGGCUCUGGUUUUUCAUCCAGGUGUGGAGCUCGUUUCAGCGUUUUAUGGCUGUUUAUAUGUUGGCUGUGUCCCAGUGACGAUUCGACCCCCGCACCCCCAGAAUGUGUCCUCCACACUGCCCACUGUGCGGAUGAUUGUGGAGGUCAGCAAGUCUGUGGCCAUCCUCACUAACAGUGCCACCAUCAAGCUGCUCAAGUCAAAGGAAGCGUCUGUGAUUGUGGACUCUAAGACCUGGACCAAUCUCCUGGACACCGACGACUUGCCAAAGAAGAGGCUGGCUGCGGUGUAUCGCGCCCCCACCCCGGAGAUGAUCUGCUACCUAGACUUUAGCGUCUCGACUACGGGCAUGCUGGCCGGGGUCAAGAUGUCCCAUGCCUCUGCCACUGCCCUGUGCCGUGCCCAGAAGCUGCAGUGUGAGCUGUACCCGUCGCGCGAUGUGGCGCUCUGUCUGGACCCCUACAGUGGCCUGGGUUUUGUGCUCUGGUGCCUGAGCAGCAUCUACUCUGGCCACCACUCAAUUCUCAUCUCUCCGUCAGAGGUGGAGAUUAACCCAGCAGUGUGGUUGACAGCUGUUAGCCAGUUCAAAGUGCGGGAUACUUUCUGCUCGUAUGGUGUGAUGGAACUGUGCACCCGAGGCCUUGGGACUUCCACAAACUCUCUCAAGACGAAAGGUGUGAACCUGUCAUGUGUGCGGGCCUGCUGUGUGAUUGCCGAGGAGCGACCUCGCAUCUUGCUGACCACCUCCUUCACCAAACUGUUUGCCAGCCUUGGACUGUCACCUCGGGCGGUCAGCACCAGUUUCGGCUGUCGAGUCAAUGUGGGCAUCUGCCUACAGGGUGCUUCUUGUCCAGAGACCACGACUGUUUAUGUGGACAUGAGGGCACUGAGAAAUGACCGGGUCACUCUGGUGGAGAAGGGAAGUCCUCACUCUCUGUGUGUCCUGGAGUCUGGGAAGUUGCUCCCCGGUGUGAAGGUGGCCAUUGCAAAUCCCGAGACCAAAGGCCAGUGUGCUGAUUCUCAUUUAGGAGAGAUCUGGGUGAGCAGCCCUCACAACGCCAAUGGUUACUUCACCAUCUACGGUGACGAAUCUCUGCACCACGACCACUUUGACUCGCAGCUGGCCACAGGGGAUGUGGGCUCCAGCUACGCUCGCACCGGAUUCCUCGGGUUUAUCAGACGCACCGAACUCACACAGUCGGAUGGGGAACGUCAUGAUGCCAUCUUUGUUGUCGGAGGCCUGGAUGAGACUAUAAUGCUGCGAGGCAUGCGCUACCAUCCAAUUGACAUUGAGAUGACUGUACAGAGAUCACACAGGAAAAUCUGUGAAUGCGCUGUGUUCACGUGGACCAAUCUGCUUGUGGUGGUGGUCGAGCUGGACGGACACGAGAAUGAAGCCCUGGACCUGGUGCCCCUGGUGACCAACGUGGUUCUGGAGGACCAUUACCUCAUUGUGGGUGUGGUGGUGGUUGUUGACCCCGGUGUCAUCCCCAUCAACUCCCGUGGGGAGAAGCAGCGCAUGCAUCUGCGCGACGGGUUCCUCACAGACCAGCUGGAUCCUAUUUAUGUGGCCUACAACAUGUGAGGAGGAGGAGUCGCAGUGUUGUCUGAAAGCAUUUUUCUUGUUUGCCUGUGCGCCUGAGAGAGGGGGUGGGUGAGAUGGGAAACUGUUUGGAAGUUUAACGUAUGAGGUGGGAGAGCAUCUGUUGGACAGAUGAGUAAAGGUGGAGUUUGAUGCAGACUUGUUGGUGUUCUGUGAACCUGGGACAUUGUCACUGAGUGAUGGUCUUGGAUACCGCAGUAACAGUUGGCACUUGUGUCAAUCAAUAUCUUGACAUUGGUUCCUGCCUGCUGUGUGCAGCGACAUUCCCAUGGCGUGGAACACAAGGCUGUAAUGAUGAGCUUGUUGCAGCAGAGAUCUUUCCACCAAUGAUGGAACUUUCACCUUGUCAGCCUACGAGAACAAAAGCCUUUGAAGUAGAUGGGUUGUUUUUAUCAUGCACGCAGAAGAGAAGCUUGCUGUUUAAUUAAUGCUAUCCAAAUUUUUCAAAAGACAUCGUCACACGACGCAAAGUUGAAUGAAUACCGAGUUGUUAAUUUUUUUUUUUUAUUGUGUUUGCUAUAUGAAGUCUGCCUUUUUGAAAAAUUGACUUUUGUUGUAAACGAUUACCUUAAAGAAUCCUGUUUUAGGUGAGUUAAAGUUAUGGUUUUGUGUUCUUCUGAAAUUCCAAUUAGCUCUCACUUUUGUUUUAUGAUUGUUUUGAUGGAGGAAGGCUGUUUUUACUUGUACAUUCUUUAAGUUGAGUAUUUGUUAAAAAUAUGAUGAACCUGUGUCAGUACUGAUUAGAUUGCUGAUUUUAUGAAAAGCUUGGCUGUGCUGUAAAAUGUAAGAGGAAUACUCUGCUUAUAUAACAAAUGUGAACAUCUUGCCCUGACCUGGCAUUGAUGCUGCAGAACAUGGUAGUCUGUGCACAGUUUUGACCCCCCCUACCAGGAAUAAGAUAGACGGUAAAGCUUGUGGAAGGUUAGAGUGGAACCAAAAAAAUUAGAGGGCUGUAGAUUGUUGGUUUUUUUUUUGUCUAGGAGGUUGGCAGCGCACAGGUGGUAGUGUCGAAUUCGAUCCAGUAAAAGUUGAUUGGAUCAUCUUUUUGUGUUGGGAGACUAGUAGUUGUGAUUGAACACCAAAUGUAAUCUCACUCAAAUAUCUGAGAUCUGUUUUUUGUUUCUUUUAUGAUUUAUCAUGUCAUCAGUAUGAGAAAUUUUUAACUCUCAUUGUUGUUCGGUUCUUUUUGUACACAUUUCUGGGUUAAUGUUUAGCAUUGGCGCACUCAUUUGUACCGUACUGUUCUCUGUUGUAUCACUUCGGUUUGUGAUACCUCUCACACAGCAUAAAGGGAGUCAACUGCGUAAUAUGUUGUCCAUGAAGGCGAUCACACUGUAAACAUACUAUUGAGCACGGAUAUAGGUCAGUGAAUUUUUGUUAUUGGUCAUUGUCAUUCUAGAUGACUACUUCAGGUGAUUUACGACCUUUUCAGCAAAAACCUCUUGACGGUGUGGGUUUGUAUGUAAAGAUACAUAUAAAGCCUCCUUCAGACUGGAAUACUACUUAAAACUCGCCUAUUUUUUGUUUUGCUUUACUUCUUGAGUUUUUGAAAGGGAGGGAGUACUGGAUAUAUGAGGCUAGAGCCUGUGUUUUGUUAUGGAGUGAAUGCAGUCGAGAUGGUUGUUAAUUAAACUAUAUUUUUGUUAAUAGAAACGUUAAAUAGAAAGGUUAGUCUUAGAAUAGGGAUUUUGUUUUGUUUAGUUCGAACAUGCUGUAUCUUGUUUUGUAAUCUUGAAUUGCAUUUGCAUCAUUCUGCAUAACGUAUGGGUUAAGAUAACCUCCAGCUUUGUUUUCUAUACCCCAUCAUGGUCAUUAGAUGAUAAUGACCUCAUGUUUAUGCCACUGCUAUUAUAGCAGACACCAUAAUGCUAUGGGAAUUUUGCCAAAUGAUACGCUUCACUAGUACAAUAGUGUUUGGUCUAUGAAUUUCACUUGAUUGAACUACAAGCAGAGUUUUUUUUUCCUUUUGUUUCUUGUUUCAUGAUAUCAUAAUAAUCAUGUGUUGCUGUUUCUUUUAUAUAAUAACAAAUGUUUUCCUUGCACUUGUAUAUUGUACAUUUAGCAAUACAUUCAAUGUCAGUGCUUUGUGAAAGUGAGCACCAGAUAUCUCAAGGCUUGGGGCAGGUUUGCAUGGUUUGUUGCUCAAAGUAUCUCCCUGUGUAGUCACACUAAUUAUUUAUUUUGCUUUCUUUUGUAGAUUCUGUUUGUGUCAAGUUGACAUUUCACAGGACAACGGCUGGCUCAGAUGGUGCCAGUAUUUUUUUUAAAAAACAUAAUGAGUAACUUCAUGUCUUCUGUCUGAAAGUUGUACAGUGAAUGCUGAAUGAGCUUUUUGUGUGAAAGAUGUAGCUUAUGUGUUCAAUGAACAUCUUGAAUGUAUUGAAUUUGUGCAGUUAUGGUGUUUGUUCAUUAAAAGUAAUAGUGGUGGGGGGGGGGAAGUGGUUGAUUGAGGAGCGUCUUGAUGGACCGUAUGACAUUUAGUGUUACGUGGAGAUGUUGUAUACUUCUGUGGAGCGUGGUGGUUUGCAGGUUUUGAUUCUGCAACGUCUCUUUUGUUUGAUUUCCUUUAGUCUGAAACAGAAAUAUGUAUGUAGGUUUAGGUUCAGACUUGCAGUGAAAGUGAUAAUGAUGGUUUAGUAUCUUUAGAGUUUUAUUCGGAACAGAAUGAUUUGUUGCUAUUUCAAGAAGACUGUGAGGAGUGAAAGUGUAAAUGUUUUUUUUAUAGUGCCGCCCCUUCUGUUUACAUAAUUAUGAAGUUAGUGAUGGCUGUAAAAGUGUUUUGAAAUCUUAGUGUCUUAAGAAAAUUAGAUUGUCUUUGUCAAUGCCUUUUGUUUUGUCAAAGCUUAAAAAGGUCUUAAAUGUCAAGGUGAACUGGAGAGUUAAAAAGUUCACCAUUUGAAUAUCUAGUGAGGGGGGGGGGAAGGGAGGCAGUGAUAAAGGAAGAUCACACUGCACUCUGUCUAUUCAGGAGGGUUUUUCAGAUUCUGUCACGUUCUGCCACCCCCACACCCCCCACUAGACAUUCACAUGAUGAACUUUUUAACACAUUUUUUCUCAUUUGACUGUAAGUUUUACUUUGCCUCAGAUUUUUUAAACAUUGAUCUUUCCAUGUUUAUUAUGGCCAAAUGUCAGUUCUACUUUCACUUCUCAGGUGAUAAAAACCAAGUUUUGAGAAGACGUUAAGUUGAAGGCUAGUGAUUGGUAAAAGUUUCAGUAAGACCAUCAUGGAUCUCGAUACAGGUGUUUUUGUAAGAGAUUUGUGCUGCAGUGAACAAUUAAGAGUCAGGAUCGUUACUAACAUUUUUCAUUCUCUUCUCUUGCACUAAAUCCGUCAGCGUCUAUCUGUGAGUCAAGCGUUUGUGAGUUUCGCUUCAUCUGGAUAACUACAAGUCAAAAAUCAGUAUUAUAUUUCCUUUUGUUUGUACUUUUUGUCUCAUUGCUUUGAGCUCAGGCAACUAUUCCUGUGUGAACAUGAGCAGAACAAUCAAAACCAGGAUAGGAAGGGCUGAGUGGGUAGACAAGUGAAUGAAUACACAAUGAUCACCCUGUGUGAACUGCACUGUUAAUGCUGUAGAGUCGAGAGUGAAAUUACUUGCCCCAUGAUAAUGAUCUCGUUAAGUCAAACUUCCCUUCUGGUUACUGUUGUCUUGGCCCUAAAUGGUUAUCUGAGACUUGAGCAAUGUUUGCAUAAACAGUUUGUAAUAAGUGACAUAAGUUUGUAAAGAGGCACUGAAAAUAUCACUGGCUGUGAUGCCGAAUGACUUUUCUCUUUUUGUUGUACUGUGUUAUAUGAUUUUGUUUUAAUUCUUUCAAUUUUAGUGUUGGCAUAAUCGAUCUUAUGAGCAGAAAGAAAUGAAUAUUGGGACCAAUGUGUGUAGAGGCUGAUUUCGGUCAUAGCAAUCGGCAUAGAUGAAGCUUUUGACCAGCUGGGGAGCGUGAUUUCUCUGGAUCAAUGUGUGUAUUGUGCAGCAGACUUUCUUUUCUGGAUGCACAUCGUAAUGUUGUCUAAAAAGGAUGGUGACUUAAACAAUUUUCAGGAAGCAGGAAUUAUUUUUUCAUGGUACCAAAUUGUCCUUAAUUUUUCUAGUGCUGAGAAGUUGAAGAUAUUUACGUGUUUGUGAUAUCUUCUUUUAGAGUAAACUGUUUCUCUAUUUGUUGUUUGCUAAGAUAAUCGUCCUGUCCAGCGUAAUCUAAGGCUAUAAUGAACAAGUAUCCAGAAAACUUCUCUUUUUCGUUGGUCUUUUUGUUUAUUUUCUGUGCUACGGAAUUUGACCAAAUUACACACAAAGCGUACUACUGGACAUUAUUAUUUGCAUCCAAUAAGUAAAUCCUUUUUAGGGUGUGUUAGCUGCUCUUUUGUUUCCUUGAAAUUGAAUUCAUUGUAAAAAUGGGCAAAUGUACAUUCUGAAACUGAUUUUAUAAACAAGAAAUUUUGUUUUGUCUUUUGAUGUGGGGGCAGAGCUUAAGCUUUUUGUUUUUUAUGGGAUUCUUUUAUCAUUCACAAUCUUAUUGUGUUAUGUCUGAGUUCAGGUGUAGAAAGAAGAAAAAGAGGAAAUUGGAAGGUGUUUGGGGAUGAAAAAGAGAGAGGAGAGAGAUAG